AUGACCCACACGUCCAAGCAUUACUUAUGCCUCGUUGCGUUCCUGGUCUUCUCACUGGUCGUACAAGCCGCCAACCCUGCGAUCAUCACACUCAAGCCGAAGGACAUGAAGGCGCACGACUUUGUCGAGUUCCGCUUCGGAGGCCUCGAGAACGAGAUUGUCCAUCAGGUCGAUUUUGAAGUACACGGCGCAGACCCGAACGUCAUGUUCGAGGUGGUCAGGUGGAAGAAUGUCGUAUCGGGCAAGGAGGGCAAUCAGACAUUGCAGGCGGGGAAAGCGGGAGCGAUCCCGGCAGCGAGGCUACUCGGAACCGAGCUCGGUACCAACUCCUACACGGGACAGAGUAGGCGCACCUACAGUAUAGAGAGUGCGACGCCUGAGUGGCGAGAUCCCAGGCCGUACUGCAGGGGCUGUAUGGCAGGUCAAUGUGGCGGACCAAGUGUGGCAGUGCAAAUGGACCAUGGAGGCUAUGUAGGAACUGUAGGAAGUCCUACAUAG
This is a messenger RNA of Dioszegia hungarica, 498 nucleotides long. RefSeq lists its product as uncharacterized. The transcript has 2 exons. The record is from RefSeq and is a predicted model, not a curated record. NCBI's taxonomy places the organism in Eukaryota, Fungi, Basidiomycota, Tremellomycetes, Tremellales, Bulleribasidiaceae. The coding region runs from base 1 to 498 and encodes 165 amino acids.